CGCAUUGUCAGUUUUUCGAAAGACGAGCGCUUUUGUUUAGCCCUUCUUCCAUCCCUCUGGUCGGCGACUGUUGAUUGCUGGCUUUUCGGUUUCCUUCCGUCUUUUGCCUGAACAAGCGAGUGCCCUUUUCCGGCUUGUUCGUAUUGCGGGUUAGGGAGGGUCACGAAGGGGCAUGAAAAAACAAGCUAUUUAGUGCAUUAACAACCCUAAUAAAGUGAUAACUCGGGAAAUGUGAGGCAGAGGGGAGGCGAGUAAGAAAAGACAGUGAAGGAGGAGGAGAAGGACAGACGGAGCGAUGAAUGCAGCGCGAGUUCCACAGAGAGCGAGAAAUAGGGUUUCGUUUUUGUGAUAUUUCUUCUGAUUUUCUGCGUCUUGGAAACCAGAUCGUGGAAUUAUAGGUUGUAAUCGUUUGUAUUCUGUGUGUACGUAUAGAUGCUGGUGGCCAUCAAGUUCAUUUGCUGAUCGGAGACUGUUGAUUUUUGCUGGCUUUUUGGUUUUAUUCUGCCUUCUCCCUGAACCGGAGAGUGUCCUUGUACGGCUGGUCGGUUAGGGAGGGUUAAGAAGGAGCAUCAAAAGCAAGCCAAUAGUGCAUUCUCGAACGACCCUAGUUAAGUGAUAACUCGGGAAAUGGGAGGCAGAGAACGAAGGGGGCGAAGAAUGCAGAGUGAGAUCCACAGAGAGUGAGAAAGAGGGUUUAUUUUCGUAGUAUUUCUUCUGAUUUCCUGUGCCUUGGAAAUCAGUUCGUGGAAUUAUAGGUGAUAUGGACCUGACUAGCGAGGGAGACUCGGACUACAGCGAUAGCGAGAUGGAAAAGCUGCAUGAACAACUGCAAAGCGGUUUCUAGCAGGUGAAGGGUCCCAGUGGCACGGUAAGGUGCCCCUUUUGUUCUGGGAAGAAGAAGCAGUUCUAAUGGUGAUUGGAGUGGAUAUUUUGGUGCCGUGGAGUUUGAGAAGGAAUUUCUUGCUGAUCACUAUGGUAAGAGUGAUUGGAUUGCACAAGAGAUGAAGCCCUGGCGAAGCCCUUAUGCUUGGUGUGCUCAUCCCCAUGACUAUGAAGCGGAAGGGCCAGUUGGUGACUACCUAUGGAAGAUGGGGAAGUUGAGGAGCAUAAGGGAUAUUGUCCAGGAAUCCGAUCAAAGACAGAGUAAUGUAGUUUCCAACCUGACAGAUGAAAUAGACAUGACUAAUAAGACUCUUGAUAAUAUGCAGUACAAGUUCAAUGAGAGUUCAGUGUCUCUGAAGCGGGUGCUUGAAGAGAAGGACAGGAUUGUUAAUGACAUCUCUGGAGAGGAAAUGAAGCUGCAGCCCUGGCCCGAGAUAAGAUCCAACAGUUACUGGAAGAGCAGGAGAAAAUGCAAUAUGAGUUGGAGAAGAAGAGGAGAGAAAUUGAAUCCUGGAGUAGAGACCUUAAUAAACGUGAAGCUCGAACGUGAGAGGCAGAAGCUAGAUGAUGACAAGAAAAAGAAUGAAGUGAGGAAUAUUUCACUAGAGUUGGCCUCAACAGAGCAGCAAAGGUCCGAUGAGAAUGUUCGCAGGCUGGUGGAAAAGCAAAAGAAUGAAAAAGAGGUUGCCUUAAGAAAGUUACUGGACAUGGAAAGGCAGCUCAAUGACAAGCAAAAGCUGGAGAUGGAAAUUCAAGAGUUGAAAGGAAGACUUGAAGUGAUGAAGCAUCUGACAGAUCGGGAUAAUGAAGUGAUUCGGGUCAAGAUGAAAGAGAUUUCAGAUGAAUUGGAGGAGAAGGUCGAGAAUCUAAGCUGUAGAGAGGAAGAAAACGAGGCUUUACUACGUAGAGGCAUUGAGUCCAGAAAUCAACUACAAGAAACUCAUAGAUUUCUCAUUUCGGCCAUGCAAGGGCUGCUGGGUGCAGGAAUGAACAUUGGGAUGAAGAGGUUGGGGGAACUUGAUAGGAAGCCAUUUCAGGAUGCUUGUAGGCAAAGGUUCUCUUCUGAGGAAGCGGAGACCCGAGCAGCUGCAUUAAUCAGCCUGUGGGAGUCUCAAUUAGGGGAUCCUAGUUGGCAUCCAAUGAAAGUCGUUGACAUUAAAGGAAAGGCUGUAGAGAUCAUCGACAAACGAAAUGAAAAACUGCAGGAACUUAAGCUAGAGUUGGGAGAGGCAGCAUACGAUACCAUUGUCACAGCCUUGAUGGAAGUAAAUUAAUACAACUCAAGUAGAAAAACUGGCGUCCACGAGUUCUGGAAUUUCUAAGCGAAUCGCAGAGCCAUGAUGGAGGAGGUGAUCGAAUUCAUCCUGGACAAUAUCAAAAGUGGAAAGAGUAACCGAAGGUGACCUGUGUAUGGGGUCUGAUUGCUUUGCAUAUCCAUCUCUACUAAUUUCGAAGUUGUUGAUUAAUGCAAUCAGGACGACCUCUACGAUGGUACUUCUGACAUACUGAAAUUAUCAAAGGGAUGCUAAUUUUGUAAAUUCUGAAAUAUUAGGUGGGGGUGAUUCAUAUUGUGCUAUCCCACUUCCUUCUAUCAUCUGUGAUAUUGUCACGGAGAACUCGCAAGACUUAUCUUUACCUUUGGUAUGAGAUUUGAUUUGAAGUUGCUCGUA
This is a messenger RNA of Punica granatum (pomegranate), 2552 nucleotides long. NCBI's taxonomy places the organism in Eukaryota, Viridiplantae, Streptophyta, Magnoliopsida, Myrtales, Lythraceae. The record is from RefSeq and is a predicted model, not a curated record.